This is a messenger RNA of Linum trigynum, 738 nucleotides long. NCBI's taxonomy places the organism in Eukaryota, Viridiplantae, Streptophyta, Magnoliopsida, Malpighiales, Linaceae. The record is from the annotation of a GenBank genome assembly.
AUGACCGGAUCGGUCAAGCUUGGGUCGUCGGCGUCACCAUCAGAGGGACAGGCAGGGUUGGGUAUUCGACGCCCUCCAGGCUUCACGCCCCAUCCUUUUCCAACAGGAGGAUCUUCGCUUAGCCCAAGUCUGCACACGGGAAUCAAUGACCAACGGCUCCAAGCUCCACAGCCUAGUCUAAAUCUGGUUAUCUAUGGAACACUCCCGAGGUUUUAUCCAUCUGAUCUGCCAAAUCCACCGAAUCAUAUUCUUCCUCUUGCAAGGAACCUCACGGCAGAGAUGGAGGCUGCUAGUCAGUGGGCCAGGGGUCUCCAUUACCAAGCAGGCCAACAAAGUGGGCCUAACCAAGCCCAUUCCUGUCCUGAUGCAAACUCGGCCCAGGCCAACCAACAAACAGUCUCUGAAAUGGUGUUCGAUCUCAGCAAAAAGAUGGACCUCAAUCUGAAGCCCAACGAAGUGGAUUAUUUUGCUUAUGAGAAGCAAAUUGAAGAAGGGCAUGCAGAAUACAAGAAAAGAAAGCACGGUCAACCCUUGGACUUCGAGGGACCAUACUUCUCACCAGGGAAAGGACUAGUUAAACCACAUAAUGCAAGAAUCAGAGUCAAAGGAAGGAAGGUCCAGCAUACUAAGGUGAAGGAAGAUGAAGGGCACCUAGAGGAAUCAGGAGAUGAAGAUGACUACCAAGGUAAAAAUUCUGAAGCGCCGGUGGCCGGCUUUAAGCCACCGGGAAUGAAAUGA